CGGUGGCAGUCUAGUGCUGUUAUUUAGUGGGUAUCAGAGGUAGAAAUCUGACCACUAUAGCGACGCAACGAUAUGAAGAUAGUUUUGGGGCUGGCGCUCGUAGCGCUUUUUGACGUCUACCUAACGGCAGCGUCACCAGAGCCUCAUCGGGUUCCACACGGACUGCAUGUCGUUCGACAGUUCAAUGGCGGCCGCCGCAGGAAGAGACACCGCCAUGUUCGUCACAAAGAAGUCGAGCAAGAAGAGACCGAAGAAGUGGAAGUAAAGAGAACGAAACACGAACGAAACACAAGGAACAAAGAGAUCGAGAUAGACUCAGAGAGCUCCAGGAAAUCGGAGAAGCACUCUAGCUUCGAGAGAGACCAGGAAGAGAGCUCCAGGAAAUCGCAGAAGCACUCUAGCUUCGAGAGAGACCAGGAAGAGAUCCAGGAAAUCUGAGAAACACUCUAGCUUCGAGAGAGACCAGGGAAGAGAGAUCCAGGAAAUCUGAAAAGCACUCUAGCUUCGAGAGAGACCAGGAAGAGAGCUCCAGGAAAUCGCAGAAGCUCUCUAGCUUCAAAAGAGACCAGAA
This is a messenger RNA of Leguminivora glycinivorella, 571 nucleotides long. RefSeq lists its product as uncharacterized. The record is from RefSeq and is a predicted model, not a curated record. Lineage: Eukaryota; Metazoa; Arthropoda; Insecta; Lepidoptera; Tortricidae. The transcript has 4 exons. The coding region runs from base 73 to 438 and encodes 121 amino acids.